AUGGUAGUUUGCAUCCCGACGCUGUUCCGCCACCGCCUGCCACUUUGUCCGUUUGAUUCUACCUCCUUGUCUUUUGAACCGACAAACUCACGAACAUGGACUGGGAUUGCAGAAGAUUUGACGAACGUCGAGGAGGUGAAAGCUACCGACCGUCUGAUCGUGCUGGUCGGUCUCCUUCUCGAGGCUACGAGCCACGACGACGUUCACCUCCACGCAAUCGCUCUCGUCUCCAAGCUGACACCUGGGUCCCAUCAAAUCGAGGAUUUGCACGGCCACGAAGUCGCUCACCCUCUGACUACCGCCGACGCUCACGAACACCUCCCUUCCAACCUAGAGGUUACGGCCAAGGUCCGUAUGGGCGGAGGCGAUCCCCGCCGCGAAGGUUCUCUCCGCGAAGAGAUGACAGAGUCAGAUCACCUCCUCCAUCAUGGCGAUCGAGGUCGCCUUACAGCGAAGGAGGGGCUCGCGAUGCGUCCCGAGGGCGCAGCAGUCCACGUCGUGCUCGGGAUACGUCUCCAGGUAACCAAGAUCUAG
This is a messenger RNA of Penicillium argentinense, 534 nucleotides long. RefSeq lists its product as uncharacterized. The transcript is spliced from 2 exons. Lineage: Eukaryota; Fungi; Ascomycota; Eurotiomycetes; Eurotiales; Aspergillaceae. The record is from RefSeq and is a predicted model, not a curated record. The coding region runs from base 1 to 534 and encodes 177 amino acids.